Messenger RNA from Myxocyprinus asiaticus (Chinese sucker), 2949 nucleotides. RefSeq names its product protein GUCD1-like. The transcript has 7 exons. NCBI's taxonomy places the organism in Eukaryota, Metazoa, Chordata, Actinopteri, Cypriniformes, Catostomidae. The coding region runs from base 248 to 1057 and encodes 269 amino acids. The record is from RefSeq and is a predicted model, not a curated record.
CUCAGUUCGGAGCGCUCGGGUAGGUUUGGACUCCACUGACGAAGAGGAAGUAGAAUAUUCAUCCCUGGGAAUGACCAAAAGUCGUGGGCAAAUCGAGACCAGUUUGUUUGUUUGAGUUGUUUCACCACUUUUCGUCUUCUCAGCAGCUUUCAGAGAACUGAAGAUGAACCGAUUUUAGAGUGUCUGAUGUCGAGGACAGGAGGGCAACAGCUGUCCGGCUAAUCCUGCUAGCAGGCAGACAGUCUUCAUGAAUCAAGCCCUGAUAUUAAACAUCACUGAAAGAUCAACACACACACAGAGAGAGAGAGAGACAGACAGACAGACAGACACCAACUGCAUCAUGACCGAUGAUGUGAUGUUAAAUGUUCCUGUCAUCCGGCAGCAGUAUCACUGGGACUGUGGGUUGGCCUGUUCGAGAAUGGUACUAGAAUAUUUACAUCCAGUAAGUGAGGAGGAAUUCCAGAGAGCAUGUUUGGAAUUGGAGUUCACAGAGAGUGUGUGGACUAUUGACCUGGCUUAUCUCAUGUGUAAAAUGGGAGUCAGGCAUUGCUUCUGCACACAAACACUAGGUGUGGACAAGGGCUUCAGGAACCAGAAGAUGAAAGUCAUACACAUCUGGGAUGGCAUGAGGUCCUUUUACAAAAAGCAUUUUGACACGGAGGAGGACAGGGUGAAUGAACUCUUUCUGAAGGCUGAAAGCAAAGGAGUCGUUGUGGAAAAAAACUCUGUUACUGUUCAGGAGAUCCAGAGCCACCUGGAGCAGGGUAAUGUGGCCAUCGUGCUUGUCAAUGCAGUGGUGUUGGUGUGUGAGCUGUGCUCCACGCCUGUCAAAUACUGCUGUUUCCUCCCCGUGGGUCAGAAGUGUUUCUGCAGGAAGCCAGAUUACCAGGGCCACUUCGUGGUAGUGUGUGGAUUUAACCGCAAGACCGGCAGCAUCUUCUACAACAAUCCUGCUUACUCAGAUCGUGUGUGCUGCACAAGCUUUAGUAAUUUCGAAGAGGCCAGACAGAGCUACGGAACGGAUGAGGACAUUUUAUUAAUCUACAAAGACGGCUGAGUCUUUCACAGUGACUUCUUCUGAACAAACACACAUUCGAUACGCACCCCUUGUAUCCACUGUGGUUGGCUGGGUAGCAUUUUUGCCAGCAGGUACCAGCACUGCUGGCCAGUAGCAGGUAGUAAGUGUCUAUGCUAUGGUCCUCAUCAGAGCUAUAGCAUCGCACAAAACAUUGCUAUGGUGCUAAAUCGGUCACAGAAUGAUAAGUUAUGAAAUGUUAACACAGAAAGGAAAGGGAGAUGAAAUUAUUUUUUAGCUUGGGCUAAGUAUAUGUAACUCAACGUGGACAUAUAUUUUUAGCUACAUCUUGUAUGAUUUAUGUAGUAUCAGCUACUGUCGCACAGUUAGAGGUAAAGGAGUGUAUACAAUUUUGAUGUAACAUUUGUCUAGGGUAGCAUUAAAAAUUCAUGGGAUUAUAUAUUUUUUUGUAAGACACUUAAAGGAAUAGUUCAUCCCCAAAAAAAAAAAUCUCUCAUCAUUUACUUAACUCAUGCCAUCCAAGAUGUGUACGUCUUUCUUCUGCAGAACAGAAAUUAAGAUUUUUUGAAUAUAUAUAUAUAUAUAUAUAUAUAUAACUCUGUAGUUCCAUAAAAUGCAAGUGAAUGGUGACCAAAACUUUGAAGCUGCUAAAAGAACAUAAAGGCAGCAUAAAAGUAAUCAAUGUCUUCUGAAGUCAUCCAGUCUGUUUUGGGUGAGAACAGACCAAAAUAUUUAAAAAAAAUUCACUGUACAUCUUGCCAUUGCAGUCUCUAGGCAUGAUCGUGAUUUCAAGCUCUGUUACACUUCCUAGUGCUUGACUUCUUAUUGAUUACUUUUUUUUUUUUUGCUGCCUUUGUGGUUUUUGGAGCUUCAAAGUUCAGACCACCGUUCACUUGCCUUGUAUGGAUCUACAGAGCUGAGAUAUUCUUCUAAAAAUAUUUGUGUUGGCAGAAGAAAGGAAGUCAUACACAUAUGGAAUGGCAUGAGGGUGAGUAAAUGAUGAGAGUUCACCCAAAAAUACUAUCCCUUUAAGGGUGUGUAAAUAAACGUGAAUUAUUUUAAUUAUUGUGAAAGAGAGAAACUAAUUUUAAAAACUCAGGUAACGUGUUCAAUUCAGAAUGCUAAAUUGUGUCCCACUAUUGGGAAAGAUACAUUUCAUAGGUGCAAUACAUUGUCUUGAUUCACUUCUCCGGGGAUUUCCUCAAGGACAAAAUCACCUGGAUGCCACUCAUAACCUCAUUUAAAGUAGCAAGAGUGAGUGUGGUUGCUUUGUGGGUGACUCUGGCUGAAUUGUGAACCUUGAUUAUAAAGUACACAUAAAACUUGCACAACUAAAACUCACUCAUCGCACCAGUAUACGACUGAGAACGUCUCUGGGUAAAAUUACAAUAUAUUAUGUUUUAAAAUUCUGGUUAAUGUACUGUGUUGGUGUUAUUCAUAGUAGCCACACUAUACGUUAAUGCCUCCAGAAGAGAAAAGGAACACCAUGUUCAGCUUAGUCUCAGAGAUUUACUAUCCAGUGUUUUGUAGAAUAUAAUAGAGUUAUGUGCCAUUUGAAAUAGUCACAGUGGUGUGAAUGCUUUGCUGUUUGCUAUCUUGUAAACACAAUAUGACUGCUCAGUGGUUCAAAUGGUCCAAUCUUCGAUGAUGGUUAGUUAAAAAUUGCCGAUGCAUAAAAAAACUUGCACUAUAGUGUUCCAACGGCCAUAAUUAUGUAUUAUUUAAUCUUUGAUCAUUCAGGUUAAAAUGUUGUCCUUUGAUUUUUAAGACAUUGCAUCAGGUGUCCAUUUACAUCAGCUUGUGCUUUUUUAAAUAACAUAAGGAAUGUUGAUAUGGCAAACUUUAUUUUUAUGAAAUACAUAGUUGCAUUUAUGAAAAUAAAAUAAAAGUCGGAUUUGUAUUUUAUUCAAAAA